Messenger RNA from Sorex araneus (European shrew), 2177 nucleotides. It is a transcript of the gene ADCK5, whose product is annotated as aarF domain containing kinase 5. The record is from RefSeq and is a predicted model, not a curated record. The transcript has 14 exons. NCBI's taxonomy places the organism in Eukaryota, Metazoa, Chordata, Mammalia, Eulipotyphla, Soricidae. Bases 484 to 2145 code for a protein of 553 amino acids.
UGGGAGAGCUCCAGGGUGGGGGCAGAUCUUCACAGGUGGAAUGGGACAUGGGCUUGGACCAUCUCCUGCCUGGGUGUUUCUUCAGCCUGUGAGCUGGGACAGUCUGACGGGUCAUAGUCCUUCCCUGGAGUCUGGAUAGUGCCUCUCUGUCCUUGAUGUCCUUGCAGGCUGUGCCCUUGGACGAGUCAUGGCUGCAGCUCCAUGGCCAGCUUGCAGCAUGUACCUCCUCCUCAGACUGGCUGGGCCCUGGUGUGUGGAGCUGCAUGCGUCCAUGUGCACAGAUGCCCUGGCCCACUGCUGUUUGCUGGCCCUUGGACCACUUGGUGGUGACAGGUGCAGGCACAACUUUACCGCUUGUACUGUGCUGGGCGGAGACACCUACAGCCCUGGUCACCUGCAGCCUUUAGCAGGAGAGCUCUCCUAGGGGCACCAUUCCGGUGGUCCCCGCGCCCCAGACCCCUGUGGAGGAAAGUGCUCUCAGCCAUGGCCCUGGGGGUGCCACUGCUGCUGGGGGCCCGCUACACCAUGGCAGAGCCGCAGGAGAAGAGGCGUCUGUGGCUGGUGGUGGAGGGCGUGGGGCGCUUCAGCAGGUCCCUGAGGGUCGGCCUGCAGAUCUCCACAGACUACUGGUGGUGCACGAAUGUGACCCUGCGAGGGCUGCCCGAGAACAGCCCGGAGUACUUGGAGGUGAUGUCUGCUUGUCACCAGCGGGCAGCGGAUACUCUGGUGGCUGGGGCCAUCCGCAAUGGGGGCCUCUAUGUGAAGCUGGGUCAGGGGCUGUGCUCCUUCAACCAUCUGCUGCCCCCAGAGUACAUCCAGACACUGCGGGUGCUGGAGGACAAGGCACUUACUCGGGGUUUCCGAGAGGUGGACGCGCUCUUCCUGGAGGACUUCCAGGCCCUGCCCCAGGAGCUCUUCCAGGAGUUUGACUACCAGCCCAUUGCUGCUGCCAGCCUGGCCCAGGUGCACCGUGCCCGGCGGCAUGAUGGCUCUGUGGUGGCUGUGAAGGUGCAGUACAUUGACCUGCGGGACCGUUUCCAUGGGGACAUCUACACGCUGGAGCUGCUGCUGCGGCUGGUGGAAUUCAUGCACCCCAGCUUUGGCUUCAGCUGGGUGCUGCAGGAUCUCAAGGGGACCCUGGCCCAGGAGCUGGACUUCGAGAAUGAGGGCCGCAAUGGCGAGCGCUGUGCCCGGGAGCUGCGGCACUUCCCCUACAUCCUGGUGCCCCGCGUGCACUGGGACCUGACCAGCAAGCGCGUGCUGACAGCUGACUUCUGUGAGGGCUACAAGGUGACAGACAUGGAUGGCAUCAGGACCCUGGGGCUGGAGGCGCAGGAUAUAGCAAAGAAGCUCAUCCAGACCUUUUCGGAGCAGAUCUUUUAUACCGGCUUCAUCCACUCCGACCCUCACCCUGGCAAUGUGCUGGUGCGGAAAGGCCCAGAUGAGAAGGCCCAGCUGGUGCUGCUGGACCAUGGGCUCUACCAGUUCCUGGAGAAGAAGGACCGGGCAGCCCUGUGCCAGCUGUGGGAAGCCAUCAUCCUGAGGGACGACGCUGCCAUGAAGAAGCAAGCGGCGGUGCUCGGGGUACAGGGUGAGGCAGCCGGGGAUGGGGUGAGGCGGUGGGGGCGGGGCUGGGCGGGGCUGUGUGGGGCACACCUGACCCCCGCAGACUACCUCCUCUUCUCCGAGGUGCUCAUGCAGAGGCCUGUGCGCCUGGGGCAGUUGUGGCGCUCGCACCUGCUGAGCCACCGUGAGGCAGCCUACAUGAAGGAGAUGGCCCGAGACCACUUCGAGGACAUCAUGAGCGUGCUCAAGGCGCUCCCACGGCAGAUGCUGCUGGUGCUCCGCAACAUCAACACGGUCCGCGCCAUCAACUCUGCGUUGGGCUCCCCCGUGGACCGCUACUUUCUCAUGGCCAAGAGCGCUGUGCGAGGCUGGAGUCGCCUGGGGCAGGGCACACGCAGGAGUAUCUACGACACCAGCCUCCUACGCCGAAUCAGGGUCAUCUGGCAGGUGUUCAAGUUUGAAGUGGCUCUGAGGCUGCAGACACUGUCCAUGUGGCUCACUGUGCACCUGGUUUGGGUCCUGGCAAGGCUGGGCUUCAUACCAGAGGAAACGGGGCUGUACGAGUACCUGGAGGCCUAAGACACAGGACAGCCCGGGACCAAGGACUCUCC